CAACAGCAGCAAGCAGCACCAGCAGGCAGCCCUGUAGAGCAUGGGUUCAUGUCUCAGCAGCUGCGUUGCCGCCACCGCCACCAACUCUGCCACAAACUCCGCCACAGUCUCAUCAUCGUCUUCCUCCUCGAGCAGCUCCACAACCUGUGUUACAGCCGUGGCCAACAGCUGGCUGCUUUGGCGUCGGCCCAGAGCGAGGACCACCCAAGCCGCAGGAGCUGCCGAUGAGCCGGAAGUGGAGUUGCUACCAACUGCCAGUGAGCGAUGUCAGCGACGUGGCCUUGUCUAUCGCAUACUGAAGUACAAGCGGAAGCAGCAAUGUCCACAAUUCCUGGACAGAUACUGGGAGCAACAGCCAAGCUAUGCAAAGCUGCAAAAUGACAGUGGCCUGGCGGACAUACAGCUGCAAAAUCUGGAUGCACACAAGCUGCUCAAUGCCACAGCAACGCCCAGCAAGGAGACGGAGCUACAGAACUACACUCGCCUCACGAGCUCAAGAGCUAGCUCCUCGCUGGAUUUGGAGUGGGAGCAUGAGUAUUCACAGCUGCGCCAGUACCAGCAGCGACAGCAAAAAGCGCUGGAGCAGGAGCGACAGCAGCAAUCACAGCCACAGGACAGCCCAUCCAGAUUGGCGUCGUCUCAGGCACGCUAUGCUUCAUUGGACCAAUUGACGACAGCUGCAUCGCUGGCCACCAGUCAGGGACGUUAUGCGACUAUGCGACAGGCACGUCUGGGUGGUCAACGCUAUGGUGGCUCCCUUACGCGCACCUCCUGUUGCUCGUCGACGCAGAACUCAUGGUCUCACAUCUCCACGCCCGAAUCCCUGGAGUGGGACAUUGAUGCCGAACAGGAGCAGCAGCAACAGUUGCGGCAAGAGGAUGACAAUUUGGAUGACGAGACACUCAAGCUGUUGCAUCAAAUCGAACAGCUCAAGCAUCAUGUGCUCCAGGAAACGGGCGAUGGCCUCAGCUUGGGCAUGGGCGUGGGCGUCGGUGUGGGCGUGGCUGUGGAGGAGCUCAGCGAUGAUCUUCAAUUUCGUGCGUCGCACUUUGGUGCGGCAAACGGCUCUGAAUUGGAGGUGCAUAUUAGUUGAUUAGUGCAAAUAACACUGUAAAUAUAUAAAUGAUGUACAAGAGACCUACAAAAGACCUGUGUGUGGUAUAUUAAUCUAUACUAUAAUUAUAUGAUUAUUACAGCUGACAAUUACAAAAAGUAACAGAAGUGAUUAGGAAAGAAUUUUAAGAAUGCACUCUACUAAAAAAACCAACUAUUUAUUUUAUAAGCUCGACACACUCCCGACAAUAUCCACUUAGCAAAUGUUUAGUAGAAUUUGAAGUAAUCAGUUGAAUUCAAAAUUAAGCUUUGAAGCCCUUGCAGACAUAUGGCAUAAACUAUAAUACUCCGAUAUCUGUGGCCCGGUUUUGAUAAGGUUCUUGCAAAAAUUUCAAAAACAUUUCAAAUAAAAUUCAUAAUUACUGCGAGGUAUAUUUUCAUAAUAAUUUUUCUCUGACUGAAAAAUACUUCAAAUUUCAGCCAUAUUUAAUGGAAUUGAAAGUCAAGUUUGGCUAGAAGAAAAUACGGAAAGUCUGACAAGCAAGUGGAAAUAAAUAGCUACAGACCAAUGAUAAACUAAUUUUAAGUUUAGAAAUGCCUCCUUUAAAAAUAAUGUGCGAUCAUAAAAGUAUAUCUCAAAGAAUCUGUAACAAAACUAUUGCGCAAUUUAAGUGCCUAGCAAAAUACACACAAACAAUUUCUUUUAACUCUGGUGCUACCGAAUUAAGAAAGAAAUGCCACAACAACAACAACAACAAACUUUAUCCUAUACAACACACACACACACAUAUAUUUAAAUGCCUUUUAAAUCAUAUCGCUACAAAGAAUUGAGAAUACAGUAAUUGAACUAUAUGGCAAUUAUAUUA
Molecule: messenger RNA, 1919 nt
Organism: Drosophila grimshawi
Lineage: Eukaryota; Metazoa; Arthropoda; Insecta; Diptera; Drosophilidae
Product: putative mediator of RNA polymerase II transcription subunit 12
Exons: 3
Coding region: 41-1093 (350 amino acids)
Source: RefSeq, a predicted model, not a curated record